AUGUCGCGAUUGGCUUCGAACAGGAAGAUCUGCACAUAUGAGGACUUUACCGUGUUUGAAGGAGAUUUUCGAUCAAUUUGCUCAGGAUGGUUAACUGAUACCGCUGUUAAUUUCGGAGCGAUUUAUCUGAAAAAUCAGAUUUUAGGUGGGAAGAACGAUCAAGUAAGUUGAAGUUCAGUUUAUUAUUGGUGUUUAGGUAUGUCUGGUUUAUGCUUUUAUGUGUGAACUGAUAAAAUAUUGUGAUCUACGACGAUCCGAAGCUCAAGAACUUCUAAAAUCUGUUGGAGCGGACAAAAAGAAGUGGACCGCCUUUAUUCUUAAUGAUAAUGUAGACCCGACGGUGGUAUCAGGUGGAUGUCAUUGGACUUUAUUGAUGCAUGAUCCCACUAAAAACAUAAUUUGGCAGUUGGAUCCUAUGUCAGCGAAUGUUCCGCCUCACUGUUUUCAAUUUUAUCAACGAAUCAAGACAUUUUUUGGACAUGAAUAUAAAGUUUUGGAGUGUCCGAAGAUGACAGUGAAUGGAAGUUGUGGAGUUUACGUUCUGGAAUAUCUACAUGUUAUCUUUCAGGUACGGAAAAAGUUUUAGAAGAUUUGGUUUCUAAGUUUUUGUGCAACAGUAAGAUUUAUAUUUUAGGCGCUAGGACAAAUGCGGUUUUUGGACAUUUGCGGAUCUUCGGUUUUUAGACACUUGCGGAUUUUGGACAUUUGCGGAUUUUUUAAAGGUUUUUUUUAUUUUUUAGUUAAUUUAGUUGUAUUAUGGUACUAAAUUGUACUAAAGUUUGAAUUGGUACGGUUUUAACAUAACAGUACCUUUUUGGGCUUUUAGUACUAUUUAGUACCAAAAAUAUAAAAACAGUACCAAUUAAAAAUUAAGUACUAUUUAACAUUAAGAAAUAUUAAGACAGUGCCAAUUUAAACUUUAGUACCAUUUAGUACCAUACUACAACUAAAUUAAAUAAAAAAUAAAAAAAACCCUUUUAAAAAAUCCGCAAAUGUCCAAAAUCCGCAAGUGUCCAAAAACCGAAGAUCCGCAAAUGUCCAAAAACCGCAUUUGUCCUAGCGCCAUAUUUUAUAGUUAAUUUUUGUUACCUAAAUUUAUUUAAAUUCAAUUUUUUUGGUAAUUUCAAAUAAUGUUUGAUUUCAGAGUAUCAAAAACGACAUUAAGGACAUACGGGAGAUGGAUUUUAGUAGAAUCAACGACAAAUUCGCGGCAGAACGGAGGAUAUCUUAUUGUAAAAUAUUGAAUUCGUUGGCUGAAGAACAGAAACGGCCUCCAGUGGAUGUAUAG
Bursaphelenchus okinawaensis is the source of this 1288-nucleotide messenger RNA. Lineage: Eukaryota; Metazoa; Nematoda; Chromadorea; Rhabditida; Aphelenchoididae. The record is from the annotation of a GenBank genome assembly.